GCGACAAAUUUGGCGCGCGUCUGCGCGUGGCUUCCAGAAAGGGAAGUCGACGAUGUUUGACGCACUCCAAGCGUAGGCCCUCUUUCCCCGUACGACAAGACCCGCAUAACCUCUCAUGACCGCCUCCAUUCAGCUAUUUGUCAAGCCCUAUUGCCACAGUCUAUCACAACAGCUAUUGCUCGCAGAUACCCAGUGACUGGCCUCCGCCCGCCUGCUAUGCCAACAUACAAUCCCGUCGGUAUCUCUAUGCGCCUCGAAGCCGUCGACUUCUCCGAAACGGUGAGACCUAUCGAGACGCACAAACGCGGAGCGGCCAGAACCAGCAAUAUCUCCGACCGAGCACUGCGCAACGGCGAAACCCUUGAGGAGGAGAGUGUAUCGUUACCGGGCGAUGCAAACGACUAUAACCUCAAAUUCCUCCAGAACGUCCCUUUUCUACAAGUCCAGGCAUGUACAAAUGCCAUCUGGAGCCAGGCGAGAGGCAGACCUGAGCCAAAAGCGCUCGCACUACACGUGGAUCUCUCGGAAAAAUCCUUCUUCGCCUGCUCCAAAGUCGGCGACGACGCGCACUCUCUCAUGAUUGAUGUGCUUUUCAACGGUACACUAGCUUCUAGCACGUCGAUUCAUCUACGCGAAAUCAACUCGAGAAAGUCUCCGCAUCAGGUCUUCAGCGGCGCACGUAACGGAUUCGCAACCGAGCGACCAUGGAUCCUGCUACCGCCCACCUCACUCAACGAGAGCCGCACGGAUAACCAAGAAGUUACACCAUGGCAACGAUGGGAGGGGAUCUCCGCAGCGCUCGUCCGCGAAGCAAACGGCCGUUGCUAUGAUGAUUGGGGGGAGAGACCGCCCAGUGCAGAGUACCUCUCGAUGCUCGCAAUGACAUGUAUGCCGGAUGCUGUGAAGGCUAUGCAGGGUCCGAGAUCAUGGACUUUUGGAGUUAUCGAUGUCAUUGUCACUGCAGGAAAGGUCGAGAGGUCAAGGCAGUACAUAAAAGGUCCUGAUAGGCUACUAGAUCCGCGUUAUAUGCACAUCUCUGUGCCUCAGCGAAAGAAAGGCUUUGCGACGCGCUCGAGCGUUGGGCAAAUGGAACCCUCCAUCCUCUAUGCGGACGAGGACAUCAGCCAACUGCACAGAGAAGAUCCUCUCAUCUCGAGUUCCCAGCGGCCAUUUUCGCAGCAUGUUCCCAGUACGACCUUAUGCGCUCCUGACAUCAUGGAUGUCGAAAACAUUUCCUCAACGGCCCGAGCUUUCCCGGGAGCAACGCCAGUAUAUCACAUGUAUCCAUUGGGUACAACAGUGAAUCCGAUGGAAGUUGAGCGCUUUUCCAUCACGGGGUUACCGACGGUCUACCCGAACUACCCGAACAUGAUCCCGUCUCCUUCACGACCCAUGGGACACGCCCACUCCGGCCAAAGCAUGAGCGAUACACUCCUACAAAUGCCUUCAACGAGAAGCCGAGAGAGCUCCGCGCUCGAACUGCCGGCUUAUAGCAGUUCCCACGAAGUAGGACCCCAAGCAUACCCGUUCGCAGGACCAACUGCUCCGCCCCAAACAAAGUUUCCGUAUCUCCGUCCAGUGCAGCACUCUGGCCCACGCCCGCCAGUAGCGCUCUGGCCUGUGCCCAGGCCAACAUUGCCAAUUGAUCCACAACUUGUAGACCUCCAUCAACCUCGAUCAAGUAUUCUACUUCGUCGGAUAUUAAUCACAGGGAAGGGCGGUGCAGUAAUCGUUGAUCGUCGAUGGGAGGUCCCACAACGCAUUCCUAUCAACCCGAAGAGCGAGAGAUGCGCGAGUGACAGUUCAAGGAAUCAGCGUGCACGUACAAGCACUGUGGUGCGUCGAGAGGAGAUCAGAACGGAGGCCAUGCAACACUGCUCAGAGCCUAUUGUUCCGAGAACACCACCUCUCACAUCCCCAACCCCAGUGGAAGUGGAAGUAAAUGGAGCAGCGAGUGCUCCGAAACCCACAAUAGUCGAAGAGAUGGAAAGUGCUCACACCCGCACAACGGGCGGCCUGUUGCGUAAGCCAACUUUAGUUCUCGAACAGAAGAGAGAUAAUAACGACAUCGUCACAGCGGACAAUCUCGAUCAUAACAACCCUUCACUCAGGACUUCAACAGGACAAACCAAGCCACUUGCGGCCACGCGCACUGCUCCCGUUGUGCCACCACUGCUUGAUAAACAAGGGAAGAAAGGGGUUACCCACGUUUUCAAUGAUACUGAAGAGAUUCUAAGGGAGGCAAGGAACCAGCGGCGGAAGAGUCGCUCAGCGCGCAGUCAAACACCAGCAAGCGAGUUCAGAAACGGUACAGCUGCUCGCCCGAACCUCUCGUCAACUGCUGCAACUGCUGCUCCUAACCAUGGUGCUAUUUUCGCCGUUGAUUCUGCUGGUAUUCCUGCUGUUACUGCCUCGUCUGCUCACGGCGUGGUACGGCCUAGCGUUGUCGCAGCGCCGAUGCCAACUUGCGGGACACCGUCUGCACUCCGGUCGAAUGCUUCCUUCUCAAGCCCUCUGUCCAGUGCGCUUGGGACACCUGAGAUCAUGUCGAUUCAUGAUUCCGGGGGUUGCUUAGAGAAGAGUGCUGUGUCUGUGCAGGGCUCUUGUGGUCAGGCAAUCACCAAUCUGGAUACGACUGGACCUUGCAUGACGGAUGACAGGGCAGAUGCUUGUGCUGUGUCUACAUUAGGCAGCUUCAGAAGCACGACUGCGCAAUCACCAGUCGACAAUCAAAUCUCGCGGGCGUUGGCUGGUGGGGAUUCGCUAGUCACGUCUGCCGCUCUGACAGCUUCAUCUUCAUUUCCUAUUGACCCACAACUGCUAGAGCAUCCCCAGGCUCAGUUUGAGUCCCAGGCCAACAUCACGACCACCGACACCACUGGUGCCGCUAAUGCCCGGAAGCGCAAACGGCGCUCGUCCCCUGCCGUUGUCAUCCCCAGCAGACCUUCCACAAGUACUUGUGUCGAAGAGGAUUUGAACAAGGAUUGCAUCAUUCGAUAUGCCGACGAGGGUAUACUGAGAAAUGUGAGGAAUGAGAAGAAGGCGACAUGUAUGGAGGAUAUGGUGGUUGUGGGAAUGAGGUUUUAUGUUCCGGGCGUGUAGGGCUGGAAUGGGUGAUGAGGUGUUAGUGUACAGGAGGAGGGUACAUGUGGGAAUUGAUAGAGUUAAGGGAGAAGGGAGAGAGGGAAGUGAGAACGGAAAGAGAUGGGGGAUAUGUGGAGGGUUCUUGAUCUGCAUGGCUGAUCAUGUGAAAUAUUGGGGGUGAUGGAAAUGGUGGGAAGUGAUGUACGAGUAUUUGUGCUGAGAUGCGUUGGGGGGCUAUCUGUGUGUCCAUGCUACAAGCGAUUGAUUGCCGCCGACACUCUGUGGAUUAGUGGGAUGGAUGUCUGGGAAUAAGUUGUAACUCUGGUUAGGCUGGGUUCAGAUAGCAACACUCAGGGAGAGAUAAAGGAGGCUUACUAAGUAUGCCUGAGGCGGCUGGCUGAUCGGCGCUAGCGGUAGAUCGCUUGGCGCUGGCCAGAGCUAAAUUCGACGUCGUUCGACAACGGGACCUCUAGC
This is a messenger RNA of Westerdykella ornata, 3558 nucleotides long. RefSeq lists its product as uncharacterized. Lineage: Eukaryota; Fungi; Ascomycota; Dothideomycetes; Pleosporales; Sporormiaceae. Bases 217 to 3102 code for a protein of 961 amino acids. The record is from RefSeq and is a predicted model, not a curated record. The transcript has a single exon.